UUGCAAAACUGUUGGUCACACAAAAAUAUAGACCAGAUAUCGAUAAGCCCCGAUAGAUUCGGUCAAAUAAAAUCGAGCAAUUAUUUUCCAUAGACUUCCGCUAGAUAGAAAUAUUACCAAAAAUGUCCGAAUUGCAGGAAUUCAACCAGGCUGCCGAAGAUGUGAAGAACCUUAACACCACACCCGGGGACAAUGACCUUUUGGAGCUCUACAGCUUGUACAAACAGGCCACAGUGGGCGAUUGCAAUACAGAUAAGCCCGGCUUCUUGGACUUCAAGGGCAAGGCCAAGUGGGAGGCGUGGAACAACCGCAAGGGAUUGAGCAAUGCCGACGCCCAGGCCGCCUACAUCACCAAGGUCAAGGCACUGAUCGCCGCCGUUGGUCUGAAGUCCUAGACUCAAUCAAAAAAGGAUAUUGCAUUUUAUAGUCUCAGUUGUCGUCAAACGCACAAACUUUGGUUUAAAGAAACUUCGCACAAAACUUCGAUUUUUCGCACAAUUACACCACAAAUUCGUAACGUAA
This is a messenger RNA of Drosophila teissieri, 522 nucleotides long. It is a transcript of the gene Acbp1, whose product is annotated as acyl-CoA-binding protein homolog. NCBI's taxonomy places the organism in Eukaryota, Metazoa, Arthropoda, Insecta, Diptera, Drosophilidae. The transcript is spliced from 3 exons. The record is from RefSeq and is a predicted model, not a curated record. The coding region runs from base 123 to 395 and encodes 90 amino acids. Gene Ontology annotation, molecular function: fatty-acyl-CoA binding. Gene Ontology annotation, biological process: fatty acid metabolic process.